This is a messenger RNA of Leishmania major strain Friedlin, 5034 nucleotides long. Its product is annotated as p-glycoprotein e. Gene Ontology annotation, biological process: transmembrane transport. Gene Ontology annotation, cellular component: membrane. The transcript has a single exon. NCBI's taxonomy places the organism in Eukaryota, Euglenozoa, Kinetoplastea, Trypanosomatida, Trypanosomatidae. Gene Ontology annotation, molecular function: ABC-type transporter activity; ATP binding; ATP hydrolysis activity. The record is from RefSeq and is a predicted model, not a curated record. The coding region runs from base 1 to 5034 and encodes 1677 amino acids.
AUGGUCGAAUCCUCCUCCACGGCGCCGUCACUGCUGCGCGCGGGGGCAGCAGAGGCGAUCGCCUUCCCACCGUCUGCUGCAGAGCAUGACUUCGAGGAGCUUCAGGAGCGCGAUAGCGAGCAGCAGAUCUCCCGCUCCCUAUGGACACAGCGAGUCAGGGACUUGUGGGGCCCGGAACCGCCCUACGAGGAGCAGCCGGAGGACCGCUCUGGCUGGGUUGUCGGUACUCUUUUCUAUCACUGGAUUGGGCACUACAUCCGCGAGGCGUCACGGGAGCAGCUGACAGAAAGCGGGCUGCCAAAGCCAACGAGACAGUAUCGCGCCUACAACGCCGGUGUUGUGCUGUCGGCGGAGCUGCAGCGCCAGCGAGCGCGCCGCCAUGCGUGGGACGGCUACGUCGGCACGCGCGUCGGCGUGCGCUGGGACGACGCCAGCGACGGCGUGCUGCGCUGGGUGGGCGCGGUGCAGCAGUACGGCACGCCGGGGCGGCUGUACGCGGGCGUGGAGUGGCGCGUGGCCCCGUCGCGGCGCCGUGGCUGCUGCGCUCGGCGCUGCAUGGGGUGGCUGCUGCGCCGCGGCCGCAGCGCCCCUGUCCCGGAGCGGGGUCCCGGCGCGUAUCACCGCGGCGAGGUGGAUGGCGAGCACCUGUUCGACCCGGUGGAGGACGACACGGUGCUGACGUGCGAGCGAGUUGAGGACGUUGUGUUUCGCCUGGGAUUCCGGGGUGAUGCAAGCCAGGUCUCAUCCACGCGAGCGUUGCUAAAGGAGCUGCCGGAGUCUGCGCAGCAGUGUCCGCACGCCAUUCAGGUGUGGUGGGCGGUGUGGACGCUCUUUCGCCAAAGCAUGCUGCACGUUGUUGUUCUCGGCAGCAUCCGCAACGGAUGCCAGCUGAUGACCCCUCUCUUGCUGAAGUGGUUUGUGGCGUACCUCGGCGGCGUAGGCGAGCACAAAGAUCGGAGCAAGGCCGGCAUCACAGCCACCAUUACUUCCCCCGUUUCUUCAUCAGAUUCGGCCUUUGCGUCGGUGCAUCGUGUCAGCAGUGCAGGCUCACCCGACAUCGGUUGGCAGCGCGGCGUAUGGCUUGCGGCGCUCAUGUUCGUCACCAUGGUCGGGGAGACGCUUGCUGGCAACAAGCAGUACCACGUGCGCCGUCGUAGCUCUCUGCAGGUGCGCAACGCCCUCUCGGCCGCUCUGUUUGAGAAGGUCUUCACCAUGUCCCCAAAGGCGACGCACCACCCCGCUUUCAACGCGGGACGGCUGACAAACUUGGUGAGUGCUGAUGUGGGGGUGAUAGGUCGGUUCAUUAUGAUGUUUUGGACGCUGGUCUCCACCCCGUUCAUGCUGGCCAUCGUCUUCUACCAGCUUUAUGUGUUGCUGGGCGCGAGCGUGUGCGUCGGCGGCGUGGUGGCGCUUGCAUUCAUGCCCCUGCACGCCUAUCUCGUGAGGAAGAUGAGCUCCCGCUACCGCAGCAAAGCCGACGCGACUGACCACCGCGUCAGGGCGACGACGGAGUUGUUCGCCGGCAUCCGUGUCGCCAAGUUUAUGUCGUGGGAACCGUUUUUCAUCUGCCGCAUCGAGAAGCUGCGCAGCGUGGAGCUCUCGCACCUCAAGACGUUGCAGCAGGCCAUCAUGAUGGUCUUCUUUCAGUUCAACGCGACACCUGGCCUCGUCAUCGCCAGCGUCUUCUUCACGUUUAGCGUGACCGGCCACACCCUGACGCCCACUAUUGUCUUUCCAGCCAUUGCGCUGUUCAACCUGCUCAUGGGCCUCGUCUCCAUGUUACCGUUUGCACUGCAGCUCAUGACGAAGCUGUUCGUCUCGCUCCGGCGCUUGAAUAUGUUCUUCGACGCCGAUGAUGAGCUGGUGCCGGUCGUUGAAGACAUUGCCCUCGCAGCGAGUCGCGUGAUGCCCACGGACGUCCCCCGCGCAAUAGGUGCGGACGACGCACAGCAGCAGACACCGUCCUCCCCUCUAAUUCAUGAUGUUGCAGCUCAGUUUGUGCACGCAGACCUCAGCACCUAUGUCGCUCAGGAGCUGAAGAAAAUGGAUGGCGCACUGGAGGCAAAUAGCGCCGUCUCCGGCGCUGCCGAUCGGGCACCGCUACCCGAAGCAGAAGCUUCCCUGCCAGAUCACCCGCCCUCGUCCUCGUCCACAGCGCCAGCACCAGCAGAUCCAGUGACAGAACCCGUGAAGGCUGAGGGCGGUCGUGCGGGCCACGAAGACGCUGCCGCUCCCUCAGAGCCCUUGUCGUCAUCUGCCCAGAAAGGCACCGCUGAAAUCACCUUCAACGAGGACUCCAUCUACGUUCUCAAGACAAAGACGCUGCUGGCGGAUGUGGACCUGCGCGUGCCGCGCGGGCGGCUGACGGUGGUGCUUGGGCCGACGGGCAGCGGCAAGUCCACGCUGCUGAACGCGCUGAUCGGCGCGCUGGCGGUGACGCGCGGCCGCGUGGCGUGCUCGCGCAGCGUGGCCUACGUGCCGCAGCAGCCGUGGAUCAUGGGCGCGACGCUGCGCGACAACGUCGUCUUCUUCGGCGCGCCGGACGCGGCGGCCUUCGAGCACGCGGUGCGCAGCAGCCAGCUGGCGUCAGACCUGGCGCUGCUGGCGGACGGCGCGGAGACGGAGAUCGGCGAGAACGGCAUCAACCUGAGCGGCGGGCAGAAGGCGCGCGUGAGUCUUGCGCGCGCCGUGUACGCGGACCGCGACGUGUACGUGCUGGACGACCCGCUGUCGGCGCUGGACGCGCAGGUGGGCGAGCGCGUGAUGCGCGAGUGCGUGUGCGGCGCGCUGGCCGGCAAGACGCGCGUGCUGGCCACUCACCAGGUCAGCGCCGCCGCCUACGCGGACUACGUCGUCGUGCUCGCCGCCGACGGCCGCGUUGCGUUCCAAGGGAGUACUGAGGCCUACUACAAGGAUCAUCUAGCGGGGCAAGUGAGCCAUCGCGGCGCCGCUUCGAGUGAUGACACUGCGGGGGCUGUAGAGAACGAAGCACCCGUGGUAAGCAUCACAGCAGAGAAGAAGUUGAGCGAUUUGAUGGGGGAAGCGCUACCGGCGGCGGACACUUCGUUGACAGCUGUCUCUGAGGCGGAGGGUCGCGCCGUCGAAAAGAAAGGAAAGCUGCUGACGGAAGAGGAACGCUUCCGGGGAGCAGUGGGGUGGGACGUUUACGUGCGUUACAUGAAGGCGUGCGGCGGCGUCGGCGUGUGUGUGAGUAUCGUGGCACUCUAUCUCGCUACGGAAGUGGUCAUGAUGUCGACUUCCAUAUGGCUGGCGCUGUGGUCCACCAAGUGGCUUCCGCUAUCCGCGACGCAGUACAGUUUCAUCUACGUCGCCCUUUCCUUUGCCAGCGCGCUGACAACGCCACUCCGCUACUGGCUUUCCAUGAGCGUGAUGCGGCGAGCCAGUCGCGAGGUGCACCAGGAGCUCCUCCGCUCCGUGGCGUGCGCCACGCUGCAGUUCUUUGACACAACGCCGCUCGGCCGCAUUGUCAACCGCUUCACCAACGACAUGAGCAACAUCGACAGUGACCUGCAAGGUAGCUACAGCUAUCUCCUCUCCACCAUCUCUACGUUCUUCUCGACCGUGGCGAUGAUGGUGGCAACGCAGGUCUUCGUGCUUGGUAUCCUUAUACCCUGCAUGGUGGCGUACUACUACCUUUUGAAGUUCUACGCACGCGCCAACCGCGAGAUCAAGCGCCUAGUGAAUCGAGUCAAUUCCCCAAUGCUUUCGGUCCUGCAGGAAGCGAUUGGCGGUCGUUGGACGGUGCAAGCGUACGGCGCGGCGCCGGCAGUGAUUCGGAAGGCUAUUCGAUGUGCAGAUGUCAUCUACACCUGCUCGUACCUGCAACUCGGCGCGGAGCUCUGGCUUUCUGUGCGUAUCCAGCUGCUGAGCACGUCCAUUACUGUCGCCGUGGCACUCGGAGCUGUAGCGGCCAUGCACCUCUCGUUUCUGCCGUCGCACAUCGGCCUUCUCUCCCUCAGUCUCACCCUGGCCCUCGAGAUCAGCAGCCUCCUGGACGGCAUCGUCACUGUGCUCGCCUCCGUGGAGGCAGAUAUGAACAGCAUUGAGCGCGUCUUUUAUAUGACAGACCACAUUGAACAUGAGGACCUGCAGGAGGCCGUCGUAGCGGAGGUUCAGCGCAUCACCGAGGGUCCGCACGGCCCUGCACAGCGCUGUGCAGAGACCUUGGCAGAGAGUGACGAGCCUCCUGUCCUGGAUAACUGGAGCUCGCCGCUUCUCAUCCGUCAAUCAGGCAACACCCAGUUUGGAGCGCUUGUGCUGGAGCACGUGGACAUGCGGUACCGGCCGGGGCUGCCGCUGGUGCUGCGCGACGUGUGCUUCGCGGUGGCGCCGGGGCAGAAGGUGGGCGUUGUGGGGCGCACCGGCAGCGGGAAGUCGACGCUGCUGCUUGCCUUCCUGCGGCUGGUGGAGGUGUGCGGCGGCCGCAUGCUCGUGUGCGGGCGCGACGCGCGCGACUACGGCGUGCGCGAGCUGCGCGGGCUCUUCUCGAUGAUCCCGCAGGACCCGCUGCUGUUCGACGGCACGGUGCGCAGCAACGUGGACCCCUUCGGCCGCUGCGGCGACGCGGCGGUGUGGCGCGCGCUGCGGCAGGUGGGGAUGGAGGAGCGCGUGCGCGGCGAGGCGGGCGGGCUGGACGGGCGCGUGCAGGAGGGCGGCGCAAACUACAGCGUGGGCCAGCGCCAGCUGCUGUGCCUGGCGCGCGCGCUGCUCAAGCGCGGCAGCGCCUUCCUGCUCAUGGACGAGGCAACCGCAAACGUCGACCCAGCGCUCGACCGCCAGAUCCAGCGCACGGUGCAGCACACCUUCCGUGACUACACCGUCGUCACCAUCGCGCACCGCCUGCACACCGUCGCCGCCUGCGACGUCAUCUUCGUCAUGGACCAGGGCCGCGUUCUCGAGUUCGGCUCGCCGCGUGAGCUGGUGGAGCGCCAGGGAUCCGCUUUCGGUGCGCUGGUGAGGUCGCUCGGCCGUGAUGGUGAACAGCUUUUCGGGGAGACGACGCAACGUGCGUGA